This is a messenger RNA of Prunus dulcis (almond), 1349 nucleotides long. Its product is annotated as B2 protein. The record is from RefSeq and is a predicted model, not a curated record. The transcript is spliced from 6 exons. NCBI's taxonomy places the organism in Eukaryota, Viridiplantae, Streptophyta, Magnoliopsida, Rosales, Rosaceae. Gene Ontology annotation, biological process: response to endoplasmic reticulum stress. The coding region runs from base 91 to 969 and encodes 292 amino acids.
GAUCCAGCUGCACUCCUCCUCUGUCGUGUCUUCCGGGUUCACAGGGCAAAGCAGAUAAAAGGAUCUGUCAAUCUGAGUAUAUUUUGCAAGAUGGACAGCAUGAACAGCUUUUGGCAAUUGGGUGAUGAGCUUCGAGGACAGUCAAAAGUCGCAGAAGAUCAAAAAUGGUUUAUGGCUGCUUCAAAGUUGGCUGAGCAGACAAGGGUAAAGGGCGAGCGUAUGAAUAACCUUGAUCUUUCAAAGGGCCCAGCCGAGACAAGGGCAAGGGAUAAAUUUGGGUUCCAGGAAGAUAACAAAUUUGAAAGCCUUAACUUUAACAUGCUGAGCUUGGACUCUAAAGUAAAUGAAAAUGUGAGCAAAAGUUCCUUUAGGAAUGGUAUUUAUAACAUGAAUGCAGUUUAUCAGAAAAACAAUGCAAGUGUUGUGGGAAACAUGACUGGUAACAAGUACAGCAACAAAGAAAUCAACAACAGCAAUAUCAACAAUGAAUCUGCAAAUACUGUUGAAAAAAGGUUCAAGACCUUGCCGGCAACCGAGACGCUCCCGAGAAAUGAGGUGCUUGGAGGUUACAUCUUUGUGUGUAACAAUGACACAAUGCAGGAAGAUUUAAAGCGACAAUUAUUUGGUUUACCUCCAAGAUAUAGGGAUUCUGUUCGGGCAAUAACACCAGGCUUGCCUUUGUUUCUCUACAACUAUACAACACACCAACUGCAUGGCAUUUUCGAGGCAGCAAGCUUUGGUGGUUCAAACAUUGAUCCAACUGCUUGGGAAGACAAGAAAUGUAAAGGCGAGUCGAGAUUUCCUGCUCAGGUAAGGAUCCGCGUUAGGAAACUCUGCAAGGCUUUGGAAGAAGAUGCCUUCAGGCCAGUCUUGCACCACUAUGAUGGUCCCAAGUUUCGUCUUGAGCUGUCAAUUCCUGAGACCCUGGAUCUAUUGGACCUAUGCGAACAAGCGGGCUCUGCAGCAUAAGCUAAAUGUUGGCAGCAAGAUGCCGAUGUAGUAGGUUUUUUGUGGUGCAUGUCAGCUGUGUGCUUUCAACAGCUUUUCCAUGGAGCGCAAGCUUGGGGGUUAAGUCUGGUAUUUACUUUAUCUUGUGGAGUUAUAUAGUGCUUAGCGUGAGUGAGAGCCUGCUGAAUAAGUGAGUGUGUCUCUUGUGAAGAUACUUGUUUAAGUUGUACAACAUUUGAGAGCUCGGGUUUUAUGAUGAUGAAAAAUGAAGUCGCAAGAUGUAAAAGAGAUAUAUGACUGCUCUGUAAUGUAAUGUAGGAGUGGUAAAACCUCUGAAGGCCAAGUCCUUGAUGCGAUGUGUCUCUAAUCUAUUGGGUUGUUCCUUGUGUUGGUUUGGUCAA